Messenger RNA from Trichoderma reesei QM6a, 468 nucleotides. Its product is annotated as mitochondrial matrix factor. The record is from RefSeq and is a predicted model, not a curated record. The transcript is spliced from 4 exons. Gene Ontology annotation, cellular component: mitochondrion; cytosol. Gene Ontology annotation, molecular function: deaminase activity. NCBI's taxonomy places the organism in Eukaryota, Fungi, Ascomycota, Sordariomycetes, Hypocreales, Hypocreaceae. The coding region runs from base 1 to 378 and encodes 125 amino acids.
AUGGCCGACCAGACCAUCGUCUACACCAAGGAUGCCCCCUUCCCCCUGGGCCCCUAUUCCCAAGCCAUCAAGACCCCCACGGCCAUCUACUGCUCGGGCCAAAUCCCCCUCACCGCCGAUGGCACCCUGAUUGAGGGCACCAUUGCCGAAAAGACUCGCUUGUGCUGCGAGAACCUCGACGCUGUCCUCAAGCAGGCCGGCUCUUCCCUCUCCAAGGUCGUCAAGACGACCAUUUUCAUCUCCGACAUGGCCCACUUUGCUGAAAUGAACGGAGAGUACGAAAAGUUCUUCUCCCACAAGCCCGCCCGAAGCUGUGUGGCCGUCAAGACGCUCCCUAAGAACGUCGACGUUGAGAUGGAGGCCAUUGCCCUGCCUUAAGGUAGACGGCUGUUGCAGAAAAUGCUGUAAAAGUUUACAUGUACCUAUACAUAAGUUUACACGCUUAUACAAUCCAAAAGAGUCAAAUAC